GUGGCGGUAAAGUUUGCACGCCUGGCUGUCUCGUUUGAAAGCAUCAGAAAAGCCCUUCUGCACACACAAGCCGAUUGCAAUGGGGGCCCUGGAGGUUAUUGGAUUGUGUAUGCUUUCCUUUCUCCUCUACUCCGGCAACACCAUGGCUAAAGCUAGUCAAGAUGUUGACGAAUGUGUUGAUGGGACUGACAACUGCCACAUUGAUGCCAUCUGCCAGAACACUCCCAAAUCAUACAAGUGCAUCUGCAAAUCUGGCUAUACCGGGGAUGGGAAACACUGCAAAGAUGUUGAUGAAUGCGAGCGUGACGACAAUGCCGGCUGUGUCCAUGAAUGUGUCAAUAUCCCAGGGAAUUAUCGAUGUACCUGCUAUGACGGCUUCCGCCUGGCACAUGAUGGGCAUAACUGCCUUGAUGUGGACGAGUGUGCAGAGGGAAAUGGUGGCUGCCAGCAGACUUGUGUCAACAUGAUGGGGAGCUACGAGUGCCACUGCCGCGAUGGAUUUUUCCUGAGUGAUAACCAGCAUACCUGCAUCCAGCGCCCAGAAGAAGGAAUGAACUGCAUGAACAAGAACCAUGGUUGUGCCCACAUCUGUCGGGAAACCCCAAAAGGUGGCAUUGCCUGUGAAUGCCGACCUGGUUUUGAGCUCACCAAAAACCAACGAGACUGCAAGUUGACCUGCAACUAUGGUAAUGGAGGGUGUCAGCACACUUGUGAUGAUACAGAUCAAGGGCCAAAGUGUGGUUGCCAUGUCAAGUUUGUGCUACAUUCUGAUGGGAAGACAUGCAUAGGGGAGAGGCACCUCCAGCAGCACGUUACCCCCCAGACGUUUUCUAAUGAGACUUGUGCUGUCAACAAUGGAGGCUGUGACAGUAAAUGCCAUGAUGCAGCGACCGGUGUGCACUGCAGCUGCCCAAUGGGAUUCAUGCUCCAACCUGACAGGAAAACAUGUAAAGAUAUUGAUGAAUGCCGGCUGAAUAAUGGUGGCUGUGAUCACAUCUGCAGGAACACAGUGGGAAGUUUUGAGUGCAGUUGUAAAAAGGGAUAUAAGCUGUUGAUCAAUGAAAGGACCUGUCAAGAUAUUGAUGAAUGCUCCUUUGACAGAACCUGUGACCACAUCUGCAUAAACACACCAGGGAGCUUCCAGUGCCUGUGUCAUAAAGGCUACACGCUGUACGGGCUCACCCACUGUGGAGAUGUUGAUGAAUGUAGCAUCAACCGAGGAGGCUGCAAGUUUGGCUGUGUAAACACCCCUGGCAGCUAUGAAUGUACCUGCCCUGCUGGCUGCAAACUUCACUGGAAUAAAAAGGAUUGUAUAGAGCUGGUAAUAUGUUUGGCUGGUGCAGUAUCUCCACGGGCCACACUUACCUGCAACAAGAAUGGGAAGAAGGACAGCUGCUCUCUCACCUGUGCCUCCAAGGCUCGCUUUCUGCCAGAGUCUGACAACAGCUAUACAGUGAGCUGUGGGACCCCAAUCCUGCGACAGGGACCUCCACAGAGGUCCAGUAAUGGCAGUUAUCCAUGUGUUGAGACUGUUGCUGCACCAAUCAAACAAAAGGCUUCCUUCAAGAUCAAAGAUGCUAAAUGCCACCUGCACCCACGGAUGAAGGGCAAGCAGGAUGAGGUGGGCAGGAAUGGUGCCCCAGGUGGAGCAACCCCAUGCUCAGAUUGCCAGGUGACUUUUGUGAACCUAAAGUGCGACUCCUCAAAGAAGGGCAAAGGACGCCGGGCUCGCAACUCUCCCAACAAGGAGGUGACUCGCAUCACACUGGAGUUUGAAGCUGAAAUCAAACCAGAAGAGAUCACAGCCAGCUGCAAUCUGAACUGUGUGCGGCAGAAGGUGGAGAAAAAACUGAAGUCAGCCAUCAAAGUCCUGAAGAAAUCCAUAAACCAGGAACGGUUCCUGAUCCGCUUUUCAGGGAUGGAGUACGAACUGGCCAGGAAGCUGAGCUUGGCUUCUGAGAGGCAGGAAAGUUGUGGGCCAGGACAGCAGAGGCUGGGAUCCAAGUGUGUUAGCUGCCUGCAAGGAACGUAUUACCACGGCCAGAUGGAACAGUGCGUCCCUUGCCCUCCAGGGACCUACCAGGAGAAAGAAGGCCAGCUUUCCUGUGACCUUUGCCCUGGAAGUGAUGCUUAUGGGCCAGCCGGAGCAACAAAUAUAAGCAGCUGUGCAGGUCAGUGUCCCCCAGGCCAGUACUCUGUGGAUGGCUUCAAACCCUGCCAGCUAUGUCCACGUGGCUCCUACCAACCAGAAGCUGGGCGAGCUUUGUGCUUCCACUGUGGUGGAGGGCUGACCACCAAACACGAGGGAGCGUUUUCCUUCCAGGACUGUGACACUAAAGUUCAAUGCUCCCCAGGCCAUUAUUAUAACACCAGUGUCCAUCGCUGCAUCCGUUGUGCUGUAGGCACCUACCAGCCAGACUUCCGUCAAAACUACUGCAUCACGUGCCCUGGGAAUACCACCACGGACUUUGAUGGCUCAACCUCAGUAUCACAGUGCAAAAAUCGUCAAUGUGGAGGGGAGCUGGGUGAAUAUACUGGUUAUAUUGAGUCUCCCAACUACCCUGGAAACUACCCUGCAAACGUGGAGUGCACUUGGAAUAUCAACCCACCUCCAAAGCGCAAGAUUCUCAUUGUGGUGCCUGAAAUCUUCCUGCCAUCUGAGGAUGAAUGUGGGGAUGUUCUAGUCAUGCGGAAAAACUCCUCUCCCUCUUCUAUCACAACCUAUGAGACAUGCCAGACAUACGAGAGACCCAUAGCUUUCACUGCAAGGUCCCGAAAGCUGUGGAUCAACUUCAAAACUAGUGAAGCCAACAGUGCCCGAGGCUUCCAGAUCCCCUAUGUCACUUACGACGAGGAUUAUGAGCAGCUGGUGGAGGAUAUUGUACGGGAUGGCAGGCUAUAUGCAUCUGAAAACCAUCAGGAAAUACUGAAGGACAAGAAGCUGAUCAAAGCUUUCUUUGAUGUGUUGGCUCACCCACAAAACUAUUUCAAGUACACAGAGAAGCACAAGGAGAUGCUGCCACGUUCCUUCAUCAAACUCCUCCGCUCCAAAGUCUCCAGCUUUCUCAGGCCUUACAAAUAGCCUCGUGGUGCUUUCAUCAGCCUUCCAGGCUCCUCCACAACCAAGAAAACUUUCUCUUACACUUAUUCCUAUUUUUCAAUGACUUUUGUUACAAAUACAACCC
Molecule: messenger RNA, 3185 nt
Organism: Euleptes europaea (tarantolino)
Lineage: Eukaryota; Metazoa; Chordata; Lepidosauria; Squamata; Sphaerodactylidae
Gene: SCUBE3
Product: signal peptide, CUB domain and EGF like domain containing 3
Exons: 23
Coding region: 80-3082 (1000 amino acids)
Biological process (GO): signal transduction
Cellular component (GO): cell surface
Molecular function (GO): calcium ion binding
Source: RefSeq, a predicted model, not a curated record